This is a messenger RNA of Triticum aestivum (bread wheat), 1071 nucleotides long. RefSeq names its product DNA oxidative demethylase ALKBH2. The transcript has 4 exons. Lineage: Eukaryota; Viridiplantae; Streptophyta; Magnoliopsida; Poales; Poaceae. The record is from RefSeq and is a predicted model, not a curated record. Gene Ontology annotation, molecular function: broad specificity oxidative DNA demethylase activity; cytosine C-5 DNA demethylase activity; ferrous iron binding. The coding region runs from base 105 to 878 and encodes 257 amino acids. Gene Ontology annotation, biological process: DNA alkylation repair.
UUACGUACUCCUGAAACGCAGGGGACCUAACUCCUAGCCGCCUCUUCCAGCCACCCGUCUUCGACCCUCCGUCCACCGCCGCUUCGUUUCCCGCCGCAUCGCCAAUGGCCUCGCGGCUCCGGCUCGGCCAGCCCAGCCCGAACCCCGGCCCCAGCCCCAGCCCCAGCCCCGGCGAGGGGAAGAUAGAAGAAGGAGAAGGGAGGAAGCCGGAGCCGCGGCGAGAGGUGACGGAUCUGGGCGGCGGGAGCGAGGUGGUGCACAUCCCGCGGUUCAUGGCGCGGGAGAGGGCGUGGGAGCUGUUCGAACACCUCGACAAGCGCAUCCCGUGGACGCGCCCCACCAUCCGCGUCUUCGGCCGCUCCGUCGUCCAGCCCAGAGAUACCUGCUAUGUGGCAGAUAAAGGGCUAACAGAUUUGAGGUACAGCGGCCAUCAGCCUCAUGCGCAUUCUUGGGAUGAUUUCCCAGUGCUCAAGGAUAUCUUGAAAGAGGUCCAUGAAGCCCUCCCAGGAAGCCACUUUAACAGCCUGCUGCUGAACAGAUACAAGGGAUGUUCAGACUAUGUGUCGUGGCACGCCGAUGACGAACCCCUCUACGGGCCUACCCCGGAGAUCGCGUCCGUCACAUUCGGGUGCGAACGUGAGUUCUUGCUGAGGAAGAAGCCUGCCAACACACAAUCACAAGCUGCUGGUGAAUCUGGGGAAACGGCUCGGAAGCGGCUCAAGGUCAGCGCCCCUCAGCAGCAUUCGUUCCUCCUGAAGCAUGGCUCGUUGCUCGUGAUGAGGGGCUACACCCAGCGGGACUGGCAGCACGCGGUGCCCAAGCGUGCGAGGGCGGCCUCGACGAGGAUCAACCUGACUUUCCGGCAUGUGUUGCCAUGAACAUGGCCAGUUCGCUUGGUCUCCCUCCAGUUUUGCGCAUGUGCCAUUGCGUGCAGUGUGUAGUGGGUUUCCUGAUAAUGCUUUGAACUUGCUUUAUCCCCCUUCCCACCUCCUGUAAUCUCUAUCGAACUCUGUAUUUCCGUUAUGCCAAAGUAAUGGAAAAGGGGAGUAGCCCAAAAUGUGCAACCUGCUA